Calliphora vicina (urban bluebottle blowfly) is the source of this 634-nucleotide messenger RNA. RefSeq lists its product as uncharacterized. The transcript has 2 exons. The record is from RefSeq and is a predicted model, not a curated record. Bases 216 to 572 code for a protein of 118 amino acids. Lineage: Eukaryota; Metazoa; Arthropoda; Insecta; Diptera; Calliphoridae.
UAACGAUGACUUAAUUAACAGAAUUUUAGUGUAGACCCACUUUAUAAAAACUAGUCAGAAUAGAUACUUAAUUUUGUCAAACUAAUAUACACGAAUUAGUAAAUUUGAACUCACGAUAUUAAUCACAAAGUAUAUUGUUAAUACACAAAGACAACAAACAAAGAAACUCGUAUAGAGAAUGUAAUUUGUUGAGAAUAGCAGCUAAUUUUGUGCAAAUGAAUAUUGAUUCUUACCGGCAUUUCAUAAACGAAAGGCUUCAAGCUUUCGCUUUCCAAUUUGAACAUUUUGUAGAAUUUGCUAUAACAACUGUUGGAAAAAUCGGGAAAGAAUUAUCGGAUCCUACCAUCACGUGGAAAAGUCCUAUACAGUUUACUUCACUUCAGUGGACUCUGUUUAAACUGCUCUGUAUACUUUUAUUGCUUACUUCGCUAUUGAUUGGUUAUUCUUGGAAAGUGUAUGGUAAAGUUAUUACGGAUAAAUUCGUUAGACCAAGUACCCUUAAAGAAAUCGAAGAACUCAAACUGUCUGUGGCGAAAUUAAAGUUGCCUAAAGAACAUUCUCCUAGAAUUUAGAGUUCAUUAAAAAAUGUCUAAAAUUAAAAGAUUCUUCUCAAAGAAGAAGGAGGAAGCAGCCU